GUAUCAAAUGCAUGGUCAACGACGCUCUCUCUCUCUCUCUCUCAGUAAACAGACGGUCAAACAAAACCAGUGUGUCAUUCUCUCUCUCUCUCUCUCCCCUUCUAAUGGUUCUCCGUUCAGUCUUCUCUCUCCCUCUCUCUGCAAUUCCGCACGCGUGAGUGAAACAAUGGCGUUCGCUCAGCUCGUCUCUUACUCCUCUUCUUCGCCUUCUCUCUCCCCCAAACCUUCACUCCCUCCCUCGGUUGCCGCUCCCGCCGGCUGCUACCCCUCCUCCUCCUCCUCCAAGUCCCUGGCUCCCCCGCCCCUCCGCGGCCGGCGGCGGCGGAGCCUCGAUUCGGUGCGCUGCUCCGCCUCCUCCUUCUCGGAGAGGCGCCACGCCGGGUCCCCGUCCUCCGACGACGUCGUGGAGCUCCCCCUGUUCCCGCUCCCGCUCGUCCUCUUCCCCGGCGCCAUCCUCCCCCUCCAAAUCUUCGAGUUCCGGUACCGGAUCAUGAUGCACACGCUCCUCCAGACCGACCUCCGCUUCGGCGUCAUCUACACCGACUCCGUCACCGGCACGGCCUCCGUCGGCUGCGUCGGGGAGAUCGUCAAGCACGAGCGCCUCGUCGACGACCGGUUCUUCCUCAUCUGCAAGGGCCAGGAGCGGUUCCGCGUCACCGGCAUCGUCCGCACCAAGCCUUACCUCGUCGCGCAGGUCACUUGGCUCGAGGAUCGGCCCUCCCCCGACGGCGCCGACGACCUGGAGUCGCUGGCCAGCGAGGUGGAGGCCUACAUGAAGGACGUCAUCCGGAUCUCGAACCGGCUGAGCGGGAAGCCCGAGAAGGAGGUGCAGGACCUGAGGCGGAACCUGUUCCCGACGCCCUUCUCCUUCUUCGUGGGGAGCACGUUUGAGGGCGCGCCGAGGGAGCAGCAGGCGCUGCUCGAGCUGGAGGACACCGCGACGAGGCUGAAGAGAGAGAAGGAGACGCUGAGGAACACGCUCAAUUACUUGACCGCCGCCUCCGCCGUCAAGGACGUGUUCCCGUCCCCGUGAUCGAAUUCAGCGAGACCGGGUGAGGACUGAUAUCACUUACUGAUUGAGCAGAGGCGGAGAACAAGCUGAGUGUUCUCAUGCCAACUCCCCUGGACUUUGUUAAGUAAUUCACACAGGAAGGAAAACCUUUUUAAGAUGUAAAUUUCUUUUUUCUUUUUUUCUUUUGAUUUUGUAAAUGAUUCGAGCUUAGUAUUAUUCCAUCAAGGCAUCUCGUUUGUGUUUACUCUGGUAUUAACUGUGUGGAUUAUAUGAGCCACUAGAACAGAACAACAUUACCGCAAGGUGUAUGAUGACUAAGUAGAAUUUCACAUGUAAGCAAGAUUCGAUUCCUGGGAA
This is a messenger RNA of Eucalyptus grandis, 1369 nucleotides long. Its product is annotated as lon protease 2. The coding region runs from base 8 to 1033 and encodes 341 amino acids. The record is from RefSeq and is a predicted model, not a curated record. The transcript has a single exon. NCBI's taxonomy places the organism in Eukaryota, Viridiplantae, Streptophyta, Magnoliopsida, Myrtales, Myrtaceae.